CGAUGUUCAGCGAGACCAACCAAACCUGCAGUGUGUGAGGAAGCUUAUCCAUCUGCAAACAAUAAUGGCUGCCGCCCAAUUGCUUUGUUGUAAGGCUAGCCUACGAAUCGAAACCGGCGUAUUAACGACGUCUGCGUCUUUGCUUUGAUACAUUUGUUACUUCAGUUGCAUCAGUGGCGUUGCUGCUCUCUCACAAUGCAUUGCCAGAGGCGUUUAUAUUCAUCCGACAGACCAGUAUAACAAUUACCUCCACUCCUUCUAGCCCAAGUCAGAGCAACAAAACUGGAAGGUUCUCCCCUGACUCAAGUCGUUUAUUAACUAACUGCAGCUAUGUCUGGUUCUGGUGACUUACCAGCCAUCGAGGGUUCUGGGAUGGGUGGGAUGAAGCUCCCCGUCGGAAUGACUCGACGGGCCCUCAGCUACGACGACAACCUGGAGGCCCCCAUGUCCACGCCGCCCCACGACAUCAGCAUCAACAACCUGUGGAGGCGGCCUGUAAUACCGGAGAGGAAGUUCUCCCAGCUGGCUGAGGAGGAUGAAGGCGGCGCCAUCAAACAGGCUGCCGGGCAAGAUGGCGGCCUCUUCAAGGCUCCAGCUGUGGUGAAAACUAAGGCUUCGUCCAUCAUCAUGAAUUCUCUCAUCACCAAGCACACUCAGGAAAGCAUGUACAAGUUUGAGCAGACGGCGGGCCUCACCGACACCAGUUACACUCCACACAAAGGCCUGACAGCGGAGGAGACGAGACACCACCACCGCGUCCCCGAGUCCCUCCAGAAGCUGCAGAUCCAAACCCUGGAGGCCAGAGAAGAGAAAUCCUCCUCUGCCCAGUCCACUCCAUCAAACACUCCGCACAGCUCGCCGAAGCAGCAGCGCAGAGGCUGGUUUGGGAGUACGGGGUCAGAGCUCAGCAUCAGCUCCUCCAACAGCAGUGUGGACACAGGAGGAGGAGCGGGAGAUCCAGUCGUGGGUGGAGCGGUUGAGCGGUGGGGCGUGUUUGGGCCUCGUCUUCCUGUCCAGAGUUCAGCCUCUGACGUGGGAUCAGAUGGUUCUGCUGCAGCAGGCUUUGCCCUCCAGGCAUACCGUGGAGCCCAGAAGCCGACCCCCAUGGAGGUGAUGAAGUCGCAGGCCACGCGUCUGGCUGACAACCCCCAGAGGGCGUCCCCGCCCAAAAUGGAGAUCCCCACGGUGGAGGGCCGGCGCCAGGGAGCGCGGCCCCACAAGCUCAAACACCGAGACAUGAACAUCCUGACGCCGUCCGGCUUCUGAGACCAACGCCGUGGAUACGACCAAGGUCCCAUGACAUGAAAAAACCGCCCCAGGGUCCCUCACUUUACUGUUCACAGUCUCUUAAUGUUCAGGUUAAACAGAAACAUGAGUCUUAGCGUUUCCAAAGAAAUUCUUUUUGUGCUUGCUGCUCAUUUCAUGUUUAUAUUUUCUAUGCAUCAUUAAUAGAAUAAACUCCAGUCAGAGCGAAAGCAUUUUAAACCUC
This is a messenger RNA of Gambusia affinis (western mosquitofish), 1489 nucleotides long. RefSeq names its product putative monooxygenase p33MONOX. Gene Ontology annotation, cellular component: cytoplasm. The coding region runs from base 331 to 1266 and encodes 311 amino acids. NCBI's taxonomy places the organism in Eukaryota, Metazoa, Chordata, Actinopteri, Cyprinodontiformes, Poeciliidae. The transcript is spliced from 9 exons. The record is from RefSeq and is a predicted model, not a curated record.